Messenger RNA from Aspergillus alliaceus, 2141 nucleotides. RefSeq names its product putative siderochrome-iron transporter Sit1 (gene sit1). Gene Ontology annotation, biological process: intracellular iron ion homeostasis; transmembrane transport. Bases 103 to 1815 code for a protein of 570 amino acids. NCBI's taxonomy places the organism in Eukaryota, Fungi, Ascomycota, Eurotiomycetes, Eurotiales, Aspergillaceae. The record is from RefSeq and is a predicted model, not a curated record. Gene Ontology annotation, molecular function: siderophore-iron transmembrane transporter activity. Gene Ontology annotation, cellular component: endosome; vacuolar membrane. The transcript has 11 exons.
CUUUGCUUUUUUCUCUUCCCCCUCGACUUGAUAAAGGCUGAAACGACGACUUUCCCCUCUUCAGUUGCAGUCGUAUCUCAAGAACGACGGGGAAAGAUCAAAAUGUCCACCGAAAAGCAUCCACAUGUUCAGGAUGUUGCGCAACCCCACGAGCCCCAGCAGGAGGCUGAUUUUCCAAGUUCAGGAGUUAAGCGCGUCGAAGCUAUCUCGUCGCAACUCGGCUUUGUAUCUCGUAUAUUUCUGUUUUUCGGAAUCUUUUUGAUAGCCUACGCUUAUGGUCUCGAUGGACAGCUUCGAGUGAACUAUCAGCCCAUCGCAACCGAUGACUAUGGCAACCAUAGUUUGCUUGUUACGAUCAAUGUCUUACGUUCCGUCAUUGCAGCUGCUGCACAGCCAACUGCUGCGAAAAUUGCCGACGUUUUCGGGAGAGUCGAACUAAUCUUUCUCUCCGUCAUCUUCUAUACUGUUGGAACUAUUGUGGAAGCCUGCUCUACGAACCUUGAGACCUUUUGCGCAGGUGCUGUUCUGUACCAGGUCGGAUACACCUGCAUUAUCCUACUGCUCGAGGUCCUAGUAGCGGACACAACUUCGCUUCGAUCCCGUCUGCUCUUUUCCUACAUCCCUGCGACGCCUUUCCUUAUAAAUACCUGGGUUGGUGGUAAUGUGGCCACUGCCGUUCUGGGAGUCACUACCUGGCGCUGGGGCAUCGGGAUGUUUGCAAUCAUAUUUCCUGUUUGUACCCUCCCUCUAUUCGCAACACUUCUGGUUGGGCACCGCAACGCCAAAAAAGCCAACCCGGAAGCCUAUCGCCAUCCUAUCCAGCUGCUUGGUUGGCAGAAAUUUACGCGAGAAUUGUUCUGGUAUCUAGAUGUGGUGGGCAUUUUGCUUCUGAUUGCUGUCUUGGCUCUGAUCCUCGUUCCAUUCACAAUUGCUGGUAGCACUGCCGAGCAAUGGAAAACCGCUAAGGUUCUGGCCCCGCUAAUCAUAGGCUUGUUUUGCCUGCCCGCCUUUAUUAUAUGGGAGCGCUCUUACGCUCGGUAUCCGAUGGUCCCCUUUAGGCUGCUGAAAGACCGCGCAGUUUGGGGCGCUUUGGGUAUCGCAACGAUGCUCAACUUGGCUUGGUCAUUGCAGGGCUCAUACUUGUUUACUGUGUUGCAAGUUGCAUUCGAUCAGAGUUUACUCAGUGCCAGUCGUAUCUCGUCUCUAUACAGCUUUGCUUCUGUGAUCACUGGAUGUAUCCUCGGGGCCAUCAUCAUGAAGGUAAGGCAGUUGAAGCCUUUCAUCGUUGCCGGAACCGUUCUUUUCGCAGUGGCUUUCGGUAUCCUUAUACAAUUCCGCGGAGGAACGGGAAACUCUAGUUAUUCUGGCAUUAUCGGCGGAGAGGUUCUUUUGGGUAUCGCUGGUGGCAUGUUCCCAUACCCUGCCCAAGCAAGUAUCCAGGCAGCGACGAAACAUGAGCAUGUCGCUGUGAUUACCGGUCUGUAUCUCGCCACGUAUAACGUCGGAAGCGCAAUUGGGAACACGAUUGCCGGAGUUAUUUGGAGACAGAGGAUGGGUCCAGAGCUCGCGAAGCGCCUUGGUGAUGCUGAUCUCGCCGCGCUCGCUUUUUCGAAGCCUUUCGAGUUUAUCGUUUCGAACCCUGUCGGCACUCCUGCACGUGAUGCGGUUAUCGUAGCAUACCGAGAGGUGCAGCGUCUCCUUUGCAUUACUGGAAUAUGCUUGACUGUGCCUCUUAUUGUCUUUUCUCUUUGUAUUCGCAACCCGAGAUUGACGAAGGAUCAGAGUCUUCCUGAUGCCGAACGGGAAGAGAAUUAGUGUUGCUCCUAGUGAUCAAUCGCUCACUCAGCAGUAAGAGAUAAUGUGGGAUUAGAUUUUUCAUGCUGGAGAGGGUAAUGUUUGGAAGAGUUAUGCUUUUGAUUACAUGUGCUGCUAGAAGGCCGGGCAGCAUACUUAAUACCUUCAUCCUAAGGUCUUGAUAAUACCUUGUUAAUAUUUCUCAAUGCGACUGAUAGUAAUAAGUUCAGCGCACUUUAGAGCUAUCUAUCACACACAUUUGGAUUAAGACCGAAGUAAAAUGAAUGCGUCGCAUACCGCACGAGAGUCGACUCACUUUCACUUUUGCUACUACGUAAUGCAAGGGG